GCUUUAAUGCAGCAAGGAACAAAGAACUCACAUGGGCUUAGAGGUGAACACACAACCAGGGCUGCAGUUAGAACUCUUCCAAGUGCCAAAGCCCACCGGCGAAGACAUCUGCUGGCCAGGACUUGUUGCAGACAGAGGGUCUUUCUCAGGUGACACUAGCCUGCUUUACCAAGACUGCUGACAUGGGUACUAGACUUGAGGCAACUGAGCAAAGCAACCACAGAACUCAGAGGAAUGACAUUCAGCUGGAAAAUGCAAAGGCUGCUGGGAAAAUGGGCAUCAGUGUUGAUCUGGAAGCCAAAUAUGCUAAGCUGGGUCUAAAUCUCGGAGCAAUCACUUUUGGAGAGAAGGAUAGGAAGAAAAUGAAGAAUUCUCACCUCAGAAAACAGGAGAAUGCAAACAUCUCUCUAGCUGUAUGUGCUCUCCUGAAUUCGGGAGGUGGAGCAAUCAAGGUUAAAAUUGAAAAUGAAAAUUAUAGUCUCACUAGGGAUGGCCUGGGACUAGAUUUGGAAGCCUCUCUUUGUAAAUGUCUGCCCUUUGUCCAGUGGCACCUGGACUUCACGGAGAGCGAAGGCUACAUUUAUAUCUACGUGAAAUCGUGGAGCCAAGAAAUCUUUGGGCUGCCUAUUGGCACCCUAAGAACCAAUUUGUAUGUAAGGAGCAUGUCAUCUUCUGUACAAGUGAGCGCCGCUGCUGCCCUGGAAUUUCUCCAGGACCUGGAGGAAACUGGAGGGAGACCCUGUGUCAGACCAGAGUUGCCUGCAAGCAUAGCCUUCCCUGAAGUGGAAGGAGAAUGGCACCUGGAGGAUUUGGCUGCUGCAUUGUUUAACAGGACAGAAUUUCAGUACGAGGAAACUUUCCCCUUUACCAGAUCCAGAUAUGUUGAAGUUACAUUGCUUUCAGCGAAACGCCUGCGAAAACGCAUCAAAGAGCUCCUCCCUCAAACUGUUUCUGCUUUUGCAAACACGGAUGGGGGAUUUUUGUUCAUUGGUUUGGAUGGCAAAACCCAGCAAAUUAUUGGUUUUGAAGCAGAGAAGAGCGAUCUCGUGCUUCUAGAGAGUGAAAUAGAAAAGCACAUCCGGCAGCUGCCUGUCACUCACUUCUGUGAGGAGAAGGAGAAGAUCAAGUACACGUGCAAAUUCAUCGAAGUGCACAAAUCCGGAGCUGUGUGUGCAUAUGUGUGUGCGCUCAGAGUGGAGAGAUUCUGCUGUGCAGUAUUCGCUGCAGAGCCCGAGUCCUGGCAUGUGGAAGGCGGCUGUGUGAAGAGGUUUACCACAGAGGAAUGGGUGAAACUCCAGAUGAAUGCCCCAUCAGGUUGAAGGGGGAUUAAUAAUCUGUAUGAGGGCGGCAGAGAUGGCUCAGUGGCUAAGAGCACUGACUGCUCUUCCAGAGAUCUGAGCUGUAACCCCCCCCCCCCAGCCUGAAACCUGGUUGCUCAGGUUUCACUGUUAGCAAGAAGAGAGCAUGGGAGAGGGGGGAGGAGCCUGCCGCCCUAUCGUUCAUCCUACCCUUUGUCCACCCGAGACUAGAGGGGUGUGUCCGUUCCACGCAGACAAAGGGGCCCAGAGGGUCUGUGGCAGUGGUCACCUGAAACUGGACUCCAGGAUGAUUUGGCGGGAAUGGGCCCCUUCCCCCUCCUUCAUAAAAUUGAGCUUUGCUCAGAA
Molecule: messenger RNA, 1664 nt
Organism: Mus musculus (house mouse)
Lineage: Eukaryota; Metazoa; Chordata; Mammalia; Rodentia; Muridae
Gene: Slfn2
Product: schlafen 2
Exons: 2
Coding region: 183-1319 (378 amino acids)
Cellular component (GO): cytoplasm
Source: RefSeq, marked validated